Messenger RNA from Pelobates cultripes (western spadefoot toad), 407 nucleotides. Lineage: Eukaryota; Metazoa; Chordata; Amphibia; Anura; Pelobatidae. The record is from the annotation of a GenBank genome assembly.
UCUCCCUCCUCCGACCUGCCGACAUUCUCCUGCGUCCAGUGCCCUGCCGCACUUCCAGCGCAUCCAGGGUGCCAAAGGUGCACAUCACUUUCGGCGUCUGUCAGACCGGAAGAGACGUCGGGCUCCGAGACCUUCCCGCCAUGCCGCCAUCUUGUCCUCUUACCCCGACUCCAGCAAUAGGCCUCUGGCUCCUUCUCGCCUCCCGAAUAGGCCCUGGGGAACAAAUGCCGCUGCCUCUCCUCUCUGCCGUCCGCCUCUUCUCACGGGGCUGGAAGAUAAGCGCGUAGGAGGCAGCGAUUGCCUGGCCCUAUUACCGCCAUCUGACACUCCUUCCAUUGCCGUAGGCACUGAAGCCACUCUACACUGGCCAGCACAUCCUCCAACGAACCAGAGCCAUGUGAAUCAAG